CUUCAGUCACGGGAUUUCUCUUCAGCCCUCACAUUGCCAUUACCAGUUAUUAGUUAUCAACCGCCACACCUGAAAGUUAAUGCCUUGAUUUCGACUCUACGAGUGAGAGAGCAAGCGAGGCUAUGGCGGUCGGAAUGGGCCUCUACCUUCUUCUCUUGCUCGCCACGGUUGCCACCAAUAUCCUCUCCCUCUAUCAUCUCUCCUCCAUUCGAGGCCUCCCUACCGUCGCAACUAACUCCGCUUCCCCCGACGUCCCUGACCACCUCCUCCAUCAGCUCUACGCCAUCCGCGCCACUAUCUCCCACCUCACCCGCCUUCGCUCCAACUCCUCCUCCACUUCCGCCUCCUCCCGCACCGCGCCUCCGCCGGAGCUUCUUGUCUAUGCUCGCAUCGCCCCCUUCGCCUCUGCCUGCUCCGACCACCCCGACCUCCUCCACCGCUACAUGAACUACACCCCCUACACAGCCUGCCCCCACGACGACGCUCGCGGCCUCGCCGAGGCCCUUAUCCUCCGCGGUUGCCACCCACUCCCUCGCCGUCGUUGCUUCUCCCCCACCGCCCCGAACCCUCCAACCUCACUCCCUUCCGAUGCCUUCGCCCCCCUUCCCGACGCCGCCGUCCUCUGGCCUUCCUCCGCUUCCUGCCGCUCCUUUUCCUGCCUCCCCGCCUCCCUCGGCUUCGACCCCAAGGUCGAAUCGAUUCGUUUCCUCUCCGCCCACUCCGUCCUCGAUAUCUCCCUCACCCAGCUACUCAGCCUCGCCAGAUCCUCCGGCUCCGCCCCGAUACGCCUCGGCCUCGACGUCGGCGGCGGCACCGGCACUCUCGCGGCGCAGCUCCGGCGGCUCGCCAAUGCCACGUUGCUGACCAUCACGCUGGAUCUGGGGGCGCCCUACAGCGAGGCGGCCGCUCUCCGGGCGGUGGUUCCGAUGCACGCGCCGCUGCAGCAGCGGUUCCCGGUCCAGGACGGGGUUCUGGAUCUGGUGCGCACGGGCCACGCCGUGAACCGGUGGAUCCCGGUGCCGGCCUUGGAGUUCCUGCUGUACGACGCCGACCGGGUGCUUCGCGCCGGCGGGAUGCUGUGGGUGGACCAUUUCUUCUGCCGUGGCGGCGACCUGGACGCCGUGUACGCCCCCAUCAUCACGCGUCUCGGUUACCGCCGUAUCAAGUGGGCCGUGGCCGACAAGACCGACACCCGCGGCCUCAAGAACGGGGAGGUGUACCUCACCGCCCUCCUCCAAAAGCCAUUGCGAUUUCCUCUUUCUCUGGAAUCAAGGCUUCUUCCAACUAGAAAUUGAAGAUCUGGUUCUGUGGAAGAAAAGAGGUGGUAGUUCGACGUAGAACACUCACGGGGAUCUCCCUCUGCUCUACUCACCUAACGCGGAACGAUUACCAGGCGGUGAUGGUACCGCUACGUAAUUGAAUUCAUCGAAGCAAGCACCGACACUUAUUUUUAAAAGUGGGUUUAAUUAAUUGGAAUUGUUUGACUUAUUUAUUA
This is a messenger RNA of Zingiber officinale, 1495 nucleotides long. RefSeq names its product probable methyltransferase At1g29790. The record is from RefSeq and is a predicted model, not a curated record. The transcript is spliced from 2 exons. Gene Ontology annotation, molecular function: S-adenosylmethionine-dependent methyltransferase activity. Lineage: Eukaryota; Viridiplantae; Streptophyta; Magnoliopsida; Zingiberales; Zingiberaceae. Bases 123 to 1295 code for a protein of 390 amino acids.